UCUUGUGUGACUUUAUUUUUGUUUCCUUCGCAUUCGGUGACGCAAGGCACUGACCCACGCAGCGCUCUGCGCGCCUUUCCUCCAAGGUGCACGUGUACGUAAGCACCGGCCGCCGCGCACAGACGGUGCUGGCGCUAUCCGCCGGAGAAAUGGACGCCGUCUGGCAGCAGCUGCGCCUGAUGCGCGUACGGCAGAACUCGUACAAGGACUACUUGGACGACCAUCUCGAGCUGCUCGGUUCACCCCCGAUCCGAGACGACCGGAGCUUUCGCGAGCUUUUCGACGCCGAGGAACGGCUGUUGCACGUCCUGCGGGCUGGCCUCUUCAGAACCCAGUCGUGGUUUCCGCUGCGCCAGUUCCAACAGAUGACCCCGUCACUGCGGCCCUCUGACUUGUGGUUCCAGCUGCUACAGAAGCACCUGGUGGACCAUGUGCUGCUAUCUCCCGAUGACACCAUGGUGGCGCACAGCACGGAGAUGCUAGCCGAACUUGACGCCUUGCUGAGGGACUACGCCGACAGGGCCGAGAAGCUGCUAGACGCCGUUGCGUGGACCCUAGUGCAGACCUACCUGUGGGCCAUGGUUUCAUCGCCGAGUACAGCAUACGGCAGCGGCAGCGUCCUGAUCGGUACCCUCUUUCAUGUGCACCAAGCCUGCGAAAAGCUGGUCGACUCGCGCCUAGGACUACUCCGCGCUGCUCCACGUAUCGUGUAUCGACACACGUACACGACCCGCGGCCGGAUAGACGACAUGUUCACCACGAUCGCAACAGCGGCCAAGGAGAACAUCGCUAGUCUCCGCUGGGCAGGCGACGACGCCAAGGCGGAGGCCGUACGCAAGCUGGACUCGAUGACGCGCGACAUCUUCCCCAACGACGUCUUCUUCCACAAGGAAGGUCGGCGAUCGCUGUACGAAGCAUUCGCUCCCAAGGACCCUGAGUCCAGCUUCACCGUGCGCUUCCUCGAGGCCAGCGCCGUCCUGCGCGACUUCCUGGCGACCGACGCGUACGAGGACGUUUACCGGCGGCGGAUGGGCGAAGGCGGCGCGGCGCUGUUGUCCUACGAGUACUACAGGAACAUCUUGCGCGUGUCGUUGGACGCGCUCGAGCGCCCGCUGUACACCGUAGACGGCACGGACGCUAUGAACUACGGCGGCCUCGGGUCUUACGCCGCCCGCGAGUUGACCCGCUCGUUCGACCCCGUCGGCAGCACCGUCGACUCGACGGGCACUUACAGGCUCUGGUGGGGUCCCAACGUUUCAAGCGGGUACUUGAAGAAAAUGUCGUGCCUGAAUAAUUGGACGCGAGAAGCCGUCCUUGACGGCACGAAACCCUCGAGCAACCGUCCGGUGUUCAGCCUCUUCCCGCACGUGCCAGCUGUGGAGACGGCCUACCGCGCGUACAAGCACGCCUCGGAGAAAAAGAAGACGGCGGACGGGCUGCAGUUGGCCUUGCUCGGGCAGCUGUCGGGCGACCAGGUCUUCUUUCACACCUACUGUUAUGUGCUGUGCGCCACCGAGGAAGGAAGAGGUGCCGCUGAAAACGCCUGCAAUGUACCACUGGCAAACUUCGCAGCGUUCGCGAACGCGUUCCACUGCCCGGUCGGCUCGCGCAUGAACCCGAAGGUCAAGUGCACUUUCUUCGAAGACGACGGUUGA
Dermacentor andersoni is the source of this 1655-nucleotide messenger RNA. The record is from RefSeq and is a predicted model, not a curated record. NCBI's taxonomy places the organism in Eukaryota, Metazoa, Arthropoda, Arachnida, Ixodida, Ixodidae.